AUGCACAAGCUUUACAUUGGGAAUCUAGGCGACACCGUUACUGCCGAGGAUUUAGGGAAAACCUUUGACGAUCACAAGAUCGCCUACUCUGGACAGUUUCUCAUGAAGACCGGUUAUGCCUUUGUGGACUGUCCCGAUGACCAGUGUGCCAUGAAGGCGAUCGAGACCAUUUCUGGUAAAGAACUCCAUGGAAAACGUAUUGAGGUUGAGCACUCUGUCCCAAAGAAACAAAGCUUGGUUGUGUUUCUAAAAGAGUCACAUGUGACAGAGUGGUGCUGUGGUCGUGCGGCCGCAGUGCACACGUUUACACGGCGACAUCAUGAAGAAGCUGCAGAGAAAGCUGCAGGAAGCUACAGGCUGAGACUGGCCCCUCCCCCGUCCUUCCCUCUCUGGGCUCAGAUGGGUGUGUGCAGCUGGGGGUGUGCCAUAUCACAGGCACCGCACGCCUCACGUGGUCCGCACCUCCCUGAGCCCGGCCACUUACGGAGAAAGCAGAAGGUACGCCUCCUGCCGGGGCGGGCCGAGCCACUGCCGUUAUGUGGCAGGUCGGACAGAGAUGAGUUUGGCCCAAACCGUUCUAUUAAAGUGUGUGAAGUGUGUGGGGGUGGAAUCCCCUAUAGCUCAGUGUUUCAGAGCAACACAUGA
Molecule: messenger RNA, 645 nt
Organism: Knipowitschia caucasica
Lineage: Eukaryota; Metazoa; Chordata; Actinopteri; Gobiiformes; Gobiidae
Source: the annotation of a GenBank genome assembly